Chanos chanos (milkfish) is the source of this 1374-nucleotide messenger RNA. RefSeq names its product olfactomedin 3a (gene olfm3a). The transcript is spliced from 6 exons. The coding region runs from base 1 to 1374 and encodes 457 amino acids. The record is from RefSeq and is a predicted model, not a curated record. Gene Ontology annotation, biological process: signal transduction. NCBI's taxonomy places the organism in Eukaryota, Metazoa, Chordata, Actinopteri, Gonorynchiformes, Chanidae.
AUGCGAUCUCUGUACAGCGUUUUAAGUCCCCUGCUUCUCCUUAUUAUUUUCGGAUUUUAUCCGUCAAUGACCAUUGGGCCAAAGGAGGGUUGGCAAGUGUACAGUUCAGCACAGGAUGCAGAUGGGCGCUGUAUCUGCACCGUGGUAGCACCAGAGCAAAACCUCUGCUCCAGAGAUGCAAAGAGCAGACAGCUCCGCCAGCUACUGGAAAAGGUCCAAAACAUGUCCCAGUCUAUCGAGGUCCUAAACCUACGUACGCAGAGAGACUUCCAGUAUGUCAUGAAGAUGGAGAAUCAAAUGAAAGGCCUAAGGACAAAGUUCAGACAGAUAGAGGAGGACAGAAAAACUAUCAUGGCCAGAAAUUUCAAGGAGUUGAAGGACAAGAUGGAUGAAUUACAACCAUUGAUCCCAGUGCUUGAGCAGUACAAAACAGAUGCUAAGCUCAUCUCACAAUUCAAAGAAGAGAUCAGAAACCUGUCUGCAGUGCUGACCACCAUCCAGGAGGAGCUGGGAGCUUAUGACUAUGACCAGCUUUACCAGAGAGUCAUUAGCCUGGACAGCCGACUCCGCAACUGCAUGAACAAACUCACAUGUGGAAAAUUAAUGAAAAUCACCGGGCCUGUGACUAUAAAGACGUCUGGGACCCGAUUUGGUGCAUGGAUGACUGACCCACUGGCAUCUCAGAGAAACAACAGAGUGUGGUACAUGGACACGUACACCAAUAGCAAAGUGGUGCGGGAGUACAAAUCUAUGGAAGACUUCAUAUCUGGACUUGAAUCGCGAACCUACUACCUUCCCUUCAAAUGGGCGGGGACAAACCACGUGGUGUACAACGGCUCCUUAUACUACAACAAGGAGCAAAGCAACAUCAUCGUCAAGUACAGCUUUGAGACUGGUCGGGUUCUGGCCCAGAGGGCACUGGAGUACGCUGGCUUUCACAACGUCUAUCCUUACACCUGGGGGGGCUUCUCCGACAUUGAUCUAAUGGCUGACGAGCUGGGUCUGUGGGCCGUCUACGCCACCAAUCAAAACGCAGGAAACAUUGUUAUUUCACAGCUGGAGCCGCAAACCCUGGAAGUGCUGCAGACGUGGAACACGGAAUAUUCCAAGAGGAAUGCCGGCGAGUCGUUCAUGAUCUGUGGAACACUUUACAUCACCAACUCUCAUCUGACCGGUGCCAAAGUCUACUAUUCCUACAACACCAAGACCUCCACUUACGAGUACAUGGAUAUCCCUUUCCACAACCAGUACUUUCACAUCUCCAUGCUUGACUACAAUGCCCGGGAGAGGGCCCUGUAUGCCUGGAAUAACGGUCACCAGGUCAUCUUUAACGUCACGCUAUUCCACGUCAUUAAAACGGAGGACGACUCGUAA